Ctenocephalides felis (cat flea) is the source of this 404-nucleotide messenger RNA. RefSeq lists its product as uncharacterized. The coding region runs from base 68 to 397 and encodes 109 amino acids. The transcript has 3 exons. The record is from RefSeq and is a predicted model, not a curated record. Lineage: Eukaryota; Metazoa; Arthropoda; Insecta; Siphonaptera; Pulicidae.
CUUCAAUUGAAGGGUUUGGCCUAGAGUGCUUUCAAAAGUUUCCAGUUGGAGCCUUAUAAGAAUAUUGAUGUCUAUGAAAAUGACUGAUGAAAUGAAGCAAACUUUUCUGAAAGUGCUAAAGAACCAUACAGAUUAUACAAAGAUCAUAAUAGAUCGGCUUCGAAAUCGAGACAGUGAGGUGGUAAAUUACGAUGACUACUAUUUUGUCUCUGAAGAUGACUACAACAUGGAGGUAGAAACGUAUCAGAGUGAACAGCCACAUGAUGCUUCCUGGUACGGGUUGGUCGUUGGAGUUCCUUUGGCCAUAGUGUUUGCGAUUGUGAUUGGCAUAUUAGGUUAUAUAUUCUACAAAAGAAGAAGAAACGGGUGCGACUACAGGGCCGCAGCUACACAUUGAUAUAGAA